Molecule: messenger RNA, 1371 nt
Organism: Mustela lutreola (European mink)
Lineage: Eukaryota; Metazoa; Chordata; Mammalia; Carnivora; Mustelidae
Product: survival motor neuron protein
Exons: 9
Coding region: 185-985 (266 amino acids)
Biological process (GO): mRNA processing; regulation of alternative mRNA splicing, via spliceosome
Cellular component (GO): cytoplasm; nucleus; precatalytic spliceosome
Molecular function (GO): RNA binding
Source: RefSeq, a predicted model, not a curated record
AAGACGGAGCAAUACGACCAAUCACGGAGACCGCGACCGCUCCUACGGACCACGCGGAGUUCUCCAGGCCUCGUGGCGGCUCUCCCGGACACCGUACUCUUCCGCUCCCAGAGGUCCCCGGCGGCGGAAGUUGUCACUUCCAGAGAGACGCUGCCCACGCCGUGCACCCGGCAGUAAGCUCGCCAUGGCGAUGGGAGGAGGUGGUGGCGUCCCGGAGCAGGAGGACUCCGUGUUGUUCCGGCGCGGCACAGGCCAGCAUGCUCUAAAGAAUGGUGAUAUUUCUGAAGCUUCAGAUAAACCAAAAGGCACACCUAAAAGAAAACCUGCUAAGAAGAAUAAAAGCCAAAAAAAGAAUGCAACAACACCCCUGAAGCAGUGGAAAGUUGGUGACAAAUGUUCUGCCAUUUGGUCAGAAGAUGGCUGCGUUUACCCAGCUACCAUUGCUUCAAUUGAUUUUAAGAGAGAAACCUGUGUUGUGAUUUAUACCGGAUAUGGAAAUAGGGAGGAGCAAAAUAUGUCUGAUCUACUUUCCCCAGCCUCUGAAGUAGCUAAUAAUGUAGAACAGAAUGCUCAGGAGAAUGAAAACGAGAGUCAAAUUUCAACAGAUGAAAGUGAGAACUCCUCCUCCAGGUCUCCUGGAAAUAAACCCAAUAACAUCAAGUCAAAAGCUGCUCCAUGGAACUCUUUUCUCCCUCCACCGCCCCCCAUGCCAGGAUCGGGACUGGGACCAGGAAAGCCUGGUCUAAAAUUCAGUGGCCCACCACCACCUCCACCACCACCACACUUCUUAUCAUGCUGGCUGCCUCCAUUUCCUUCUGGACCACCAAUAAUUCCCCCACCACCUCCCAUAUGUCCAGAUUCUUUUGAUGAUGCUGAUGCUUUGGGAAGUAUGUUAAUCUCUUGGUACAUGAGUGGCUAUCAUACUGGUUACUAUAUGGGUUUCAAACAAAACCAAAAAGAAGGAAGGUGCUCACAUUUCAAUUAAGGAGUAAUCCAGACAGUGUUCUCUUAAUAGGUGCAGCUGUCUCCCGAGGAGAAUGGUAUUUUGAUGCGCCAUGGUCAACAUGAACAAAAUGUCGUUUUUUCUUCAUGAACAGUUGGUUGGGUGGCAUAAUCGCCUGCAUUUCCCCUUGUUGCACAUGACUCAUGCUUAAAUAACCAGCCAUGUGUUUCAGGGGAAUAAUCAGUUUGAAUAACUCAGCAGUGGAAAUGUGAGUAAUUAAAAGAAACUCAGUUACAUGUAGUAAAGAAAAGUCAAUCUGUGAAAAUUUCAACUCAGCCCAUUUGUAUAUUAUAUCUUUCUUAGUAUAAAGUAUGUUAAGGUUUUUAUUAAUGCCUUUAAAAAUAAAUGAUAAAUUUUUUUAACCUUGA